Molecule: messenger RNA, 1583 nt
Organism: Solenopsis invicta (red fire ant)
Lineage: Eukaryota; Metazoa; Arthropoda; Insecta; Hymenoptera; Formicidae
Product: cytochrome P450 6k1-like
Exons: 6
Coding region: 17-1459 (480 amino acids)
Molecular function (GO): monooxygenase activity; oxidoreductase activity, acting on paired donors, with incorporation or reduction of molecular oxygen; iron ion binding
Source: RefSeq, a predicted model, not a curated record
CACAAUAGAUUUGAUAAUGGCCACAGCAUUCGGCAUACAAUCAAAUUGUAUAAAACAGCAAAAUCAUGAAUUCAAGUAUUGGGGAAAACAAGUCUUCGGAGAGGCAAGUAUUUGGAAAGUUCUCUUCAUGUUUUCACCUAAUAUAAUGAAAUUUUUUUCCAUUCCCUUUACGGAUAAAAAAACAAGUAAAUUUUUUAUGGACUUAUUUCAAGAAAAUAUGAAUUAUCGGAAAAAUAAUAAUAUUAUCAGCGAGGAUUUCAUGAAUGCGCUUAUACAAUUGACGGAGAAGGGAUAUAUUAAAUAUGACAACAAAAAAGACGUUAUCGGCGAUUUAUCAGACGUAAACAAACUAACCAUAGCUGAAGCGGCUGCACAAGCUUUCGGUUUCUUUUUGGCUGGCUACGAAACAUCAGCCACAACAGCUUCGUAUUGUUUAUACGAAUUAGCUUGCAAUCCUGAUAUACAGGAUAAAGUUCGCACAGAAAUUGAUGAAUUAUUAGAAAAACAUGGUGAGAUAUCGUACGAGGCUGCAAAUGAAAUGAAAUAUUUUCAAAACGUAAUAAAUGAAACUUUAAGAAAAUAUCCCCCACUAUCCAUUUUAUUUCGGAAGUGCACUAGAGAUAUAGAUCUCUCAGAUACAGAUAUCCACAUUUCAAAAGAAACUAUAGUCGUUAUACCGGUGCUUGGAUUGCACCGCGAUCCAACUAUAUAUCCGGAUCCGGAUAAAUUUGAUCCGGAACGAUUCACCGAAGCCAAUAAAGCAACAAGGCACUCGUUUGCAUAUUUACCAUUUGGUCAAGGACCACGGAUGUGCAUGGCAGACGUAAAUAAGCUAACCACAACUGAAGCGGCUGCACAAGCUUUCGAUUUCUUUUUGGCUGGCUACAAAACAUCAGCCACAACAGCUUCGUAUUGUUUAUACGAAUUAGCUUGCAAUCCUGAUAAAGUUCGCACAGAAAUUAAUGAAUUAUUAAAAAAACAUGGUGAGAUAUCGUACGAGGCUGCAAAUGAAAUGAAAUAUUUUCAAAACGUAAUAAAUGAAACUUUAAGAAAAUAUCCCCCACUAUCCAUUUUAUUUCGGAAGUGCACUAGAGAUAUAGAUCUCUCAGAUACAGAUAUCCACAUUUCAAAAGAAACUAUAGUCAUUAUACCGGUGCUUGGAUUGCACCGCGAUCCAACUAUAUAUCCGGAUCCGGAUAAAUUUGAUCCGGAACGAUUCACCGAAGCCAAUAAAGCAACAAGGCACUCGUAUGCAUAUUUACCAUUUGGUCAAGGACCACGGAUGUGCAUGGGUAUGAAAUUAGCCUUCUUGCAAAUAAAGAUGGGACUUGCAAAACUGUUGUUGAAAUAUAAAUUCAAACCACAUCCAAAGACUUCAAUCCCGUUAACGUUAGAUAAAACGUCAGUUUUAAUAGUUGCCCCAAAAGGUGGAAUACAUCUAACCAUUGAGCAACGAUAACGGUCUUUGUUCAUUUUUCCUAAAAUGGUUCGAGAUAUUGUUAUAAAUAAUAUUUCAAAAUCAUUCUUGUAAUUAGUUUUAAGUAUUAUAAUACUACUUUGUACCAUAUAAUAAAAUGUUUCGU